Messenger RNA from Tilletiaria anomala UBC 951, 1956 nucleotides. Its product is annotated as putative GLR1-glutathione reductase. The record is from RefSeq and is a predicted model, not a curated record. Gene Ontology annotation, molecular function: flavin adenine dinucleotide binding; NADP binding; glutathione-disulfide reductase (NADPH) activity. NCBI's taxonomy places the organism in Eukaryota, Fungi, Basidiomycota, Exobasidiomycetes, Georgefischeriales, Tilletiariaceae. Bases 446 to 1909 code for a protein of 487 amino acids. The transcript has 3 exons. Gene Ontology annotation, biological process: cell redox homeostasis; cellular response to oxidative stress; glutathione metabolic process. Gene Ontology annotation, cellular component: cytosol; mitochondrion.
CCUUGCUGUGAUGAUAUAUAUAGUUCCUCAUCGAUCUAUGCACUUCCUCCUUCGGACGUCCGGUUGACUUGAAUACACACGGACCCCUCGAACGUCGAAGCGCACGAACGUCACAUUUGCCGGCAAGCAUACAGCUACUAUUCCGGUCUUGCUCUUCGUGGAAGUCCGCCUUCACUCCAUCGUCAAGCUGGCGACCCUCCAAACUACAACGCGCACGUCGUCUCGCGCAAUUUCCCGCGUGUUCCCUCAGCUGCAGCUGCGACGAGCUGCUGCCAGGCGAUCCAUCGGUACAACAGCAGCCCUCUCGAGCGCAGCCCAACCGCCUGCUGCCAAGGUGUCGAUCGACCGCACAGCUAACAAGGCCCAGCCAGCCCAGCGGAUCUCCCUCGCUGUUGCGCAUCUCUCCGGCCUCUCCCGUAAUAUCUCUUCCACCUCAAGAGCCAAUAUGCCGCCUGUACCACAACCUAAAUCAGAGCACUACGAUGUCAUCGUCAUCGGAGGUGGCUCUGGCGCCAUGGGUAUGGGUCGCAGGGCUGCUUCGUACGGCGCCAAGGUGGCUCUCAUUGAGAUGGAUGGUCGCCUCGGUGGCACCUGUGUCAAUGUCGGAUGCGUGCCCAAGAAGCUCAUGUGGCACGCUGCCGACACGGCAGAGGCCAUCAAGAGCGCCAGCGAAUAUGGCUUUGGCGAGACAGUCCCCAAGAUGGAGUCCCCAAAGUUCGACUGGAACUACUUUGCUGAAAAGCGAGAUGCAUACGUCAAGCGUCUCAACGGUAUCUACGAUCGCAACCUUGAAAAUGACAAGGUCGAGUAUAUUUCAGGAUACGCCAAAUUGAUUGGUAACAAGAAGGUCGAGAUUUCCUUGCGUGGCGAAGACGGCGAAUUCAAUGCGGGCAAGCACACCAUCUCGGCGGACCACAUCGCCAUUGCCGUUGGCGGGAGGCCGACUAUUCCUUCGGAAAAAGACAUUCCUGGCGCGAGCUUGGGCAUCGACUCGGACGGCUUCUUUGCCCUGCGCGAGCAGCCGAAGCGCGUCGCCGUCGUCGGUGCAGGAUACAUUGCUGUCGAGCUUGCCGGAGUCUUCAACACGCUCGGUAGUGAGACCCAUUUGCUUAUCCGCGGGGAAAAGUUCUUACGUGCCUUCGACCCAGUCCUAAGUGAUACCCUUCAAGAGUACAUGGCCCAGACUGGGCUCAAUGUGCACCAGAAGACCAAUGUGAAGAAGGUCACCGGCACAAAAGGCGGCCCUCUUACACUGGAGCUUGACACAGGAAAGAUGCUCGAGGUCGAUUGCCUGCUCUGGGCCAUCGGGCGUUACGCGAACACCGAAGGCCUCGGCCUCGACGCCGAAGGCAUCAAGACAGCCAAGGAUGGAUCCAUCGUCGUCGACAAGUACCAGAACACCAAUGUGCCGGGUAUCUACGCCGUCGGUGAUGUCAUAGGCAAGGCGCUCCUCACGCCGGUCGCCAUCGCUGCCGGUCGACGUCUCUCGAAUCGACUGCUCGGCAAGCCAGAAAUGAAAGACGAUCAUCUGGAGUACGAAAAUAUCCCCACUGCCAUUUUCUCUCAUCCACCUUGCGGGACUGUCGGCCUGUCGGAGGCCCAGGCAGUAGAAAAGUACGGCAAGGACAACGUCUUUGUCUAUCAGACACGCUUCACCAACAUGUACUUUGGCAUGCUAGAGCACAAAGAGCCGACCGUCUUCAAGCUGGUCGUCACCGGGAAGGAGGAAAAAAUCGUCGGCAUCCACAUCGUCGGCGUUGGCAGUGACGAAAUGAUCCAGCCGCUCGGCAUCACAGUCAAGAUGGGUGCUACCAAAAAAGAUUUCGACGAUACCGUCGCUGUCCACCCUUCCAGCGCAGAGGAACUCGUCACAAUCCAGCCAUCAGCGCGUAGGAAUGCCCAGGUUUAGGAGAUCAUGUAGACUACAUUUUGAAUCAGGUGCGGCAUUCGGAUGCA